UGGUUGGGGGCCGUCAAACGAAACAUGGCGUCCGUUAGGUUAUUGCUAUGAGUGCUGGUUCGUUUUCUAUCAUUAAAUGUGGAAUUAUCGUGCGUUUUGCGGGCUGACGCGAAGCGUCGUGUCCUCGUGGAGGCGAACACGUCGCUUUCAACCCUGCAUGCCCCGCGUACAUUAUUCCUAGUGCCGAUUCAAUGAGAAGAAUCGGCCUCCUCCAGAGUGGCUUGUGGGUAUACACACCCCGACGCGAGACUCCACAGUGGUUUUAUGGCACAUCGAGCAUUUUUCUACGCUUAGCAAAUUUCCCGUUCUCGGCGGCAAACAGAAGUAUGAUCCUCAACGAGGAAUCAGGAAACGUUCGUCGCUUUAUAGCCGGACUCGCGAAUCAAAAUGCCGGUCACUGUUAAAGUGUUUUUAUGCGAGGGGUGUUAGCGGUGGUAUACACCUCUUCUCACCCCAUCAUUUUCACGUAAAAUUCUGUGCAUACGGUUAAAUAUUAAACAACUGGUUUACUCAUUCGCGUAUCGGUCAUGAUUUAAAAAACGUGAAAUGUGCAAGGAUGUGUAUAGUGUUCAGAGAAUAAUCCAAGGUGUAUAUAAGACUUUCACCAAUUCUUAUGUCUAUUCGUUUAGCUUCUUUGAGACGAACUAACAAUAUAUUUAAAGAGUGUUUUAUGUAUGUGUGACUUAAUUGGGUAAAGAUAAAUAUUGCACGAAGGUUACCAGACAAUAGGAUAUAAUUUCCAGAAAGGAAGACUUAGGAGAGUGUGAGACCAUAUGCCACCAGCCGGGCUAUCGGCGAGAGGCUUGUCUACCUUGAUGGACCACGGACAACCUGAUGCUCGUCAUCGGAGCGAGCGGUUUUUACUUCACCCAGAGAAUGGAUCCUCCAAUUCUAACACAGCCAAUUCAUCUCCACGGUAUCAACAUAAUAAUAGAACAAACAAUCAUUCCACAAGUUACGGAUAUUUAUAUGGACGUACAUCUAGCAACAAUAUGUCUGAUAGCAGUGUUUCUGAUACACAUAGCGGUGGCACAGCAAGAACUGUUUCUCAACAGACUAGUCCAUCUCAUGGUACACAUUCCUCUUCUCAAUCGCGACAAGACAAUAGCUCAACAAUUUUCACGGCGUUAUUCGAUUAUGUUGCCCAAGGGGAAGACGAGUUAUCCUUACAGAGGGGUGAAACUGUCGAGGUCCUGUCUAAGGAUUCAAAAAUCUCAGGUGACGAGGGAUGGUGGACUGGAAAGAUCCAUGGAAAAGUUGGUAUUUUCCCAGCGAACUUCGUCGUGGAAGCGGAAAGUAUCGAUCGGGUUUCAUCAGUGAUUGACAAGGUUCAACCAGUUGAAAUCGAUUUCGAAGAACUGCAAUUAGAAGAAGUGAUAGGCGUUGGCGGAUUCGGGAAGGUUUACAGGGGUUUUUGGCAGAAACAUGAAGUGGCUGUUAAAGCAGCCCGCCAAGAUCCAGACGAAGAACCAAGUGUUACCUUAGAAAAUGUACGACAAGAAGCAAAAUUAUUUUGGUUACUGAAACACGAAAAUAUUGUGCAAUUGGAAGGAGUUUGUUUGAAAAUGCCAAAUAUGUGUCUCGUGAUGGAAUAUGCACGCGGUGGUAGUUUGAACAGGGUUCUUAGCGGUAGAAAAAUCAGGCCUGAUGUACUUGUCGAUUGGGCGAUACAGAUUGCUCGUGGCAUGGAUUAUCUUCAUAACAAAGCACCUAUAAGUCUUAUACACAGGGACCUAAAAAGCUCUAACGUGUUAUUGAGUGAGCCUAUAGAAAAUGAUGAUUUACAAUACAAAACUCUAAAAAUAACUGACUUUGGGUUAGCGAGGGAAGUUUACAAAACGACUCGUAUGUCAGCGGCGGGCACGUAUGCUUGGAUGGCACCAGAGGUUAUUAAAAAGAGUACUUUCAGUAAAGCCAGUGAUGUUUGGAGUUACGGUGUGCUUUUAUGGGAACUCCUGACAGGUGAAACACCUUACAAAGGAAUAGAUGCUCUGGCAGUAGCGUAUGGAGUCGCAGUAAAUAAGCUUACGUUGCCUAUUCCAUCGACUUGCCCUCAACCUUGGCGCUUUUUAAUGGAAGCUUGUUGGGCGUCUGACAGUCAUCAACGACCAGGAUUCGCUGAAAUUUUAGUAGCGUUAGACGAAGUUCGUAGCGCGUUUGCGGCAACGCCACACGAAUCGUUUCACACAAUGCAAGAAGAUUGGAGGCUUGAAAUUGAACAAGUUCUUCACGGAUUGCGCAUGAAGGAAAAGGCAUGCCGUUCGUUAGAAGAGGAAUUGCGCUGUAGGGAGGAAGAAUUGACGAAGGCACAAGUACAACAACGACAACACGAAGAAAACUUGAGACAACGAGAACAAGAAUUAGCUGCCCGCGAAAUAGACUUGCUAGAACGUGAACUUACCGUAAUGAUAAUUCAGCAACAGAAUACUCCAACUCCAAACAAGAGGCGCGGAAAAUUCAAGAAGUCAAGAUUAAAAUUAAAUAAGAAGGAACCUGGAAGUAAUAUAAGCGCUCCUUCCGAUUUUCGUCACACGAUAACUGUGAAAGAUACAGCAUUGGAACGGGGGAAAGUGCGGAAUCCGUCGAGGCCGAACAGUCCACCUGGCUCGCCUAGUAUCCCAAGACUCCGUGCAAUCGCAUUACCAGCAGAUGGAGUGAAGGGUAAAACAUGGGGCCCGUCGACGCUCCACCAACGCGAGCGUGGAGCUAUUAUCACGCAGCCACCGAAUCCUGCUUCACCGGGUGGGAAACGAUGGUCUCGCUCCGCACCAGACCUUGAAAAGGCGCCCCUGCGUACCGCCCUGUUGGCACACCGCCCCCCGCUUCUUCAAGAAAUAGGCCUUUCUGAGGAAAACAUCUGUCCCACUCAUUAUACAGCCAUACCACCUGAUCUGCCAACUGACUGGGCAGCGCCGGAUUUUCCUUUGAAGCCUGGAUUAACCGGUCCUUACAUCAUGCCGAUGCCCGUACCAAUGCCGACCCUCUACAACGGAGAAACAAAGAAACCAAAGUUAAGCAUAAUAGAGCUGGUGUUAUACAAUAUCGCAGCUAUGCUAGCCGGAGUGGCUACCGGAUACGACGUAAGAAUGUCAAACAUAUCUCCGAUUCAUCCGAGAUUAUAUCCACGGCUUGGUGAAUGUGAAGAUGAACCUCCGCGAUGGUGGUUUCAAGCAGACACUGGAUCUAAUCGUAAUUCCGGUUACAUCGGUCCCGAUUACGAAUUCAAUUCGAGUAGCGGCUAUCCUCAUAAUACCUAUCACGGGCCCGCUAGACAUUACAGGCCGUUCUUGAGCAACAUGGGUGGCAUAGCACCUGGUCUUCCGCCCAGCGUGAUGCCUGAUAAACCUCUAAGAUUCACCGACUCACCGCAACAUUACGCGAGCAAUACAAGCUCUAACGCACCGACACCAAGUCCUAGAAGAAAGAGCAGCAGUACUAGUAACGAGGACGUGUACACGCACGAUGCUGGAAGAGUGGAUCGGAUGGAAAGAGUACCGACGAUAUACAUGGGGAACGUCGCACCUUAUCCAGAUUACGGGCCUCCGGUGUACACGGUUGUCCCACCAGAAUACUACAGACCACCAGAACCGACGUACUUCGUACCAACUGAUUACCAUGAUAGAAUGCUUGAAUGUUCCGAAUUUCCACAUGCUUACGAUAAUCCGAGCAGCAUAAAUAGUCCGGCUCGACCAGCAGUCUCAAGACUUCCUUCGUACACCCACCACCGUACCUCGUCGAACGUUUCGAAUGCUAGCACGUCGAGUCAAAGUAACGUGAACCCAACGUUUCGUUUAGAAGACGAGGAUGAUUAUUCUUUAUACUCGCCUGGACAUUAUUACCCACGAUCCCCGAAUAUCGCGUCGAACGUAGGAACGUACAGUCCUAGUAUGCUUAAUCACGACUACGGCUCGCAAUUGCUGACGCGUCAGAACUCGCACGAUUCGAAUUCGAAUUCUGGUGACAGACCGAGCAAUUUAGAGGUCGUCAGUCGAUUGCGAUCGAGCUUGAAACGAUCCAAUUAUUCGUACAACUCUCCGAACAAGAGCGUGAGCAAAAAUAACUCCGGUUCGGGUACGCCGACGAAUCCCACGCCACCGGAUUCUUUGACAUCCGAGGAUUCGAGCUACGUUUCGGCUAAGGACAGUCAAAUUUCUAUAAGCAGGGUCCGUUUCUCGCCGGUCACUUUCGACAGGGACGGGGUUUCCCGCGAUCAUAGGGAAACGCUGCUCGAUAUUCCGGUUCACGGGCAAACUCAAGAUGCUACCGUGCCGUUGCAAGCUAAUCGACGAGUGAACAGAAGUAGAAAACCGAGUAUCUCUGAAUUAGAAAGAGAAUUUUUGUCAUAGCAUUGGCUUAUUUAAAAUCAAGAGAAUUCGGUUGAGGGCGAUUUUAGAGAUUCGUUGAAUAGUUUUCGUCGAUCUUGAAAGUAAUACAUUCAAUUUGCAUACAAUCGCGCGAAUCAAACGAUGCGCGACGCGGGAAGAAAUAAAUUGAAUCGUAAUAAUUAGAAAAUACAGCGAUGCACGUUCUUGAAGCACUGCCUCCUGCUAAACAUUUUAUCACAUAUUAAACGAUGGUCAUCGAGUACAGUAAGAACGUAACAUUCCACAGAUAUUGUACUGAGACAUCUUUAUAAAAGACUAUUGUAUUGUAUUCAAUUCGACUGUUUUUAAUUUCAUACAGAACUAACGUACGUUUCGUAGAGAAUAGUGGAAACGCCAACAUUGACACACGAUAAUUCUUUCAAUUAGAUUUAAAAUAAAUGUUUUACUUCGUACAUUCCGCACAUCUGCUGUUAAUAUCAAACAUGUAAAUAGUAUAUAUAUGUACGUUUUCUAUUAUUUGCAUGAGCAUGUAAAAAGAGCAGAUAAAUAUUUUAAUUUAUAUAAUGUGAAAGAAAAUUGGGGGGGGGGUGAAGAAUUGAAAACGAAGGGUGGGGCACAUAACUAGAACCAGUUAUAUUUUUAUAGCAAAAUGCUUCAAGUAAAAGUUGUAUAAUAUCAAGAGCGGCAUAAUCCAACGUGAUCAAUUUUUUCGUACAUGGAUACUUAGGUAGCAUAUGAAGGUCAACUUUGUUGUUUUAAAUGAAAUCAUAUUAUUUUAUUAUUAAACAAUUUGACCCAGCUUGUCAUUCUUUAUAAA
Molecule: messenger RNA, 5142 nt
Organism: Ceratina calcarata
Lineage: Eukaryota; Metazoa; Arthropoda; Insecta; Hymenoptera; Apidae
Product: mitogen-activated protein kinase kinase kinase 11
Exons: 15
Coding region: 774-4346 (1190 amino acids)
Biological process (GO): protein phosphorylation
Molecular function (GO): ATP binding; protein binding; JUN kinase kinase kinase activity
Source: RefSeq, a predicted model, not a curated record